AUGGUCCAUGACAUGGUUACCAACUUCAUAGAACAGCCAAUAAGCAUCAUCCUCGCCGUUGUCUCCGCCAAGACUGACAUCUCCACUCAAGAGAUCCAAGAGGUGGUGAAGUUGGUCCGCAAUGCAGAUUUCGUUGGAAAGCGAACCGUGGGCGUCAUCACGAAGCCGGACACCGACGCGAGAUCACCGAAUCAAAGAAGUCCUCGAAAAAGGCUACGAGACAUGCAGAACUUCGUCGACGAAGUCGCUAGUCUUCCCGGGGAGAUCGAGUCUAUCUUGAGCGAACAUGGGGAUGGUGCAGAUGAGAUGGAUCAUAGGUCAUGA
Molecule: messenger RNA, 324 nt
Organism: Pseudomassariella vexata
Lineage: Eukaryota; Fungi; Ascomycota; Sordariomycetes; Amphisphaeriales; Pseudomassariaceae
Exons: 2
Coding region: 1-324 (107 amino acids)
Cellular component (GO): microtubule; cytoplasm; membrane
Molecular function (GO): microtubule binding; GTPase activity
Source: RefSeq, a predicted model, not a curated record